Molecule: messenger RNA, 3458 nt
Organism: Aquila chrysaetos chrysaetos
Lineage: Eukaryota; Metazoa; Chordata; Aves; Accipitriformes; Accipitridae
Gene: GTF2IRD1
Product: GTF2I repeat domain containing 1
Exons: 23
Coding region: 215-2581 (788 amino acids)
Biological process (GO): transcription by RNA polymerase II
Cellular component (GO): nucleus
Molecular function (GO): DNA-binding transcription factor activity
Source: RefSeq, a predicted model, not a curated record
UUCCCCUCCCUUCUCCACCUCCUCCUUCCUCCUCCUCCUCCUUCUUUCCUUUAAGCCCCCACCGGGUAGUACCGGCUCCGCCCGGGGAGGAGGGAAGCGGCGGGAGGCGGCGGGAGGCGGCUCCAUCCCGGCCCCCGCCCGCCCGCCCCCGCCGCUCCCGCGCAGCCUCGCCGGGGGAGGCAGGAGCGCCGCGCCCGAGACGCCCGCGGUGAAUAUGGCCCUGGCAGGGAAGCCUUUAGACGUGACUCUCAACACCUCCAGAGCUGACCAGUGGAAUAUGGUUUUUCCCCAGAAAGACGAAAUCAUCACCAGCUUAGUGUCUGCCUUAGACUCCAUGUGCUCGGCGCUCUCCAAGCUGAACGCAGAGGUGGCCUGCAUCGCCGUCCACGAGGAGAGUGCCUUCGUGGUGGGCACCGAGAAGGGACGGGUCUUCCUCAGCGCCCGCAAGGAGCUGCAAGCUGACUUCCAGAAGUUUUGCAGAGUCCAGCAGAGGAAGGAGCAGGACGUGGAGGCGCAGAAGAAGGCCAAGGAGUGUGGGCGAAGCGUGCUCAGGGUCUCCCCGGACCAGGGAUCAGACGUGUACCUCCUCAGGAAGAUGGUAGAGGAAGUGUUUGAUGUGCUUUAUAGUGAAGCCGUGGGGAAGAGCAGCGUGGUCCCUUUGCCCUACGAGAGGUUCCUGAAAGAGCCAGGCUCGCUGGCGGUGGCCGGCUUGCCUGAGGGGAUCAGCUUUAAGAAACCCAUGGAGUACGACGUGAAAUCCCUGAUGGCCAUCCUAGAGCACAGCCACAGCAUCCGCUUCAGGCUAAAAAGGCCAGCGGACGAGCCCAGCCGAGAGCCGAACCCCAGCGUCGAGUUGACUUGUACCUCCCUCGCCUCCAAGGGCGGCCGAGACUCUAGUGCCAACGGCCCCAUGGCCAAACCCGCCGGCCAGGACGCCCCCUCCGCCGUCGCCGUCACCAAUUUCUUAUACGGCGUCUCGCUGCCGACCCAGAUCGCCGUGGACCUAAAGCAAGAGGUGUCCUCCGGCCUGCCCGGGCCGAACGCGGCCGGCGAGGUGCUGCUGCCCAGGCCCGCGGGAGAGCUGAAGGUGCCUUCCUCACAGGAGUACAGCGACUGCUGUGGACAGAAAUCAUCGGUCUCCGGAGGUCCCCUCAUCCAGAACGUGCACUCGUCCAAGCGCAUCCUCUUCUCCAUUGUCCACGACAAGACAGAUAAGUGGGACAGUUUUAUAAAAGAAACUGAAGAUAUCAACACCCUUAGGGAGUGCGUGCAAAUUCUGUUUAACAGCAGAUAUGCUGAAGCCUUGGGGUUAGACCACAUGGUCCCCGUCCCAUACCGGAAGAUUGCCUGCGACCCCGAGGCGGUGGAAAUCAUUGGCAUCCCAGACAAAAUACCCUUCAAAAGACCUUGCACCUACGGCGUCCCCAAACUCAAGCGGAUACUGGAGGAGAGGCACAACAUCCAUUUUGUCAUCAAAAGGAUGUUUGACGAGAGAAUUUUUACAGGAAGCAAAUUUACCAAAGAUCCAACCAAGCUGGAGCCCUCCAGCCCCCCUGGGGAGAUCUCCCCCGAGCCACACCGCGGGGCCGUGCUGGACCUGGCAGGGACCUCUCAGGCCAACAGCAGGUCCGAGAAGUGUAGUGCUUCUGAAAGCUGUGAACCAGGUACCUCAGGAGAACUGGGUGGGAUCAGGCAGAUCAAAAUCGAGCCGGAUGAGCUGGACAUCAUCCAGAUCACUGUGCCAGACCGAUCGCCUGGUUCAGAUGAGAUGCACGACCCGGUGCCCACACACAUGGCCUCGGAGGAGACGAACUACAUCCUAGAAACGGUAGCAGCAGGGACGGAGAAGGGGCCCAGCGAGGAGUCACGACAUGAAGAAAAGCAGAUGGAGGGAUCAGAUGGUAUAGGGGAUGUUUUAAGUCAUUUGAGGAAACAAGUUGAAAUUUUGUUCAACACGAGAUACGCAAAAGCCAUAGGAAUAUCAGAGCCGGUUAAAGUUCCCUACUCCAAGUUCCUGAUGUACCCCGAGGAUCUGUUCGUUGUGGGCUUGCCAGAGGGCAUCCUCCUGCGGCGCCCCAACUGCUUUGGGAUCGCGAAGCUGAAGAAGAUCCUGCAAGCGAGCAACAACAUCCAGUUUGUCAUUAAAAGACCGGAGCUGCUGGCGGAGGGCAUAAAGGAGCCAGCGUCGGACAGCCCGGCAGCCAAAGCUGCCGGCGAGAGGGACUCGAGUGAGGUGCUGCUGGAGGACACUGUGAAGAGACAGGGCUUUCAAGAAAAUUAUGAUGCCAGGCUUUCCAGAAUAGACGUUGCUAACACGCUGCGGGAACAAGUCCAGGACCUGUUCAAUAAGAAAUACGGUGAGGCCUUGGGGAUUAAAUACCCCGUGCAAGUGCCAUACAAGCGGAUCAAGAGCAAUCCAGGGUCAGUGAUUAUAGAGGGGCUGCCCCCCGGGAUCCCCUUCAGGAAGCCAUGCACCUUCGGCUCGCAGAACCUGGAGAGGAUAUUGGCUGUUGCUGAUAAAAUCAAGUUCACCGUGACGAGGCCUUUUCAAGGACUCAUCCCCAAACCCGAGGAGCAUUAAAAUGACAGCAAUAGUUACUCCCAAGCAGGAUGGCAUUGCAAAGGUCUCUAAAAGCUGGAAAGCCCAGGAGAUGACUCUAUAAAUAUAAGGGAAGUCAUGGGUUUUGUGGAUCAUUUUGACCAAAAAUUACAUGAAAAGUACACAUUUUAAGGGAUAUUUAAUUCUUUUUAAAUCAUUUUGGGGUGAUUUUAGUUGCUUUUAGGUUAAAUUACAGGGUUUAGUUUGCUAUAAACAAGUCGUGCACCUCCUGCAUUGCGAAGAACAUCCCACAUCACUGCAGGACUGUGGACAACCAGCCUCCUUAUCUCUCUCUUUUGGGGACACCCAUUUUUUAAGUGAGACUGAAACAGAUAAAAGGAUUUCAAUAUAAUCUGAGCGCCUCAUGCGCUUUUUUUCUCAAGAUAAUCUAUAAUUUCUCUGUUGAGAUGAUAUCUCCCCUCUAAUGGGUCGCAGUGUGUGUGGGGGGGUGAUGCUGCCGGCGCAGAGGCAGCUGGGGGUGCGUGCCUGCAGGGAUGCUGUUUGCAGAAGGUGUUUAUCUGGGGGGAAUGAGGCUGUUUUUUGGAGAAAUAAAGCCAGUGGUGGUCCCCAGUGCCUGGAGGAGGUCAGUGGCUGCAACCCCCUUCUGCAGUGCGGAUUUGCAGCCUUUCAAAGGUGGGACGAUGGCCCCGAGGUCGCCGGUGCCUCUGCCAGCACUUUACCCAUAUGGCUUCCUGGGGGCUUUAACCUGGGAGCACAAGCCUCCUGGUAUCCAGAGAUUUUCCUUUUGAUUUCCAGUUUCUUUUCUCCCCACCGCUGGUCUCUGCUCUGUGGAAAAAGACCUUCAAAACCCCUUUUUGAAAGCAGAGUGAUCUUUCGGCAUUAGAACAGAAGUGAGCGA